ACUUCCGGCGUUGCCCUGUGGUACCCGUUUUGCCGCCGCUGGUGGUCGGUGCGAGCACUUUUGAGGGCAGCGCUCGCACCGCAGAGACUACCCCGGCUGAGAGAAGCGCAGGUACCCUCGCCGCGCCUUUGCAUGCGCCGUGACCCCCGGGCAUGACUCCCUUUUCCUGAGACUCGCUGUCGUACCCUGAGAACGUCCCGAGGUUGCUCCCAGUCCUCGGGCACAUUUUCCUCGGUCGGCCGGAGGCUCCAGCGCGCUGGGCGGGGUGGCGGGUGCGGAUCUCAGCUGCGUCCGCUGAAACUCUCCGCCCACAGGUUCCAAUGGCAGAGGAGGCGCAGGUCCCGGUGACCUUUGAGGAUGUGGCUGUGUAUUUCUCCCGAGAGGAGUGGGGGCUCCUUAAUUUGACCCAGAGGAGCCUGUACCGUGAUGUUAUGCUGGAGAACUUUGCACUCAUUGGCUCACUGGGUUUUCUGUGUAGACUGCGGGAUGAGGAAGCCCCUCCCGAGCAGGUGAAGAGCCGCAGAGUCCGCCUGUCAGAGACCCCCUUUCUGUUUGGGGUGUCUGGGAAGGACAUCCCUGCCGCCUUAGGCUUCCUCCAGCCCCAGGCCACCCACAGAGAGGCGACACCACACAGAAGCACCGAGCGCAAGGCCUUCCCACCCAGCUCCACUCGCCAGCAACAGCAGGGAGCCCACGCCACACAGAAGCCCUUCAAGUGCAGCGACUGCGGGCAAGCCUUCCUGAAGGCCUUCGAGCUCCUCGACCAUCUGAUCACUCACGCCAAAGAGAGACCCUUCAGGUGCCCAGCAGGUGGAAAUGCCCCCAAGGAGAGCUCAACCCUGGUUCAUCACCGAAAAACUCACACUGGAGAAACAUCCCAUGUGUGUAGUGAGUGUGGGAAGGCCUUCAGUUACCCAUCUAAACUGAGGAAGCACCAGAAGGUUCAUACUGGCAUAAAACCUUUCAAGUGUGGUGAGUGCGGGAAAACCUUCAACCGCAAAGAUGCACUUGUUCUGCACCAGAGAAUUCACACUGGAGAGAGGCCUUACCAGUGCAGCGAGUGUGGGAAGUCCUUCAGCGUUCUGUCUACCCUCAUUCGGCACCGGAAAGUUCACAUUGGAGAAAGGCCCUAUGAGUGCAGGGAAUGUGGGAAAUUCUUCAAAUACAACCAUAGCUUCAUUCUUCACCAGAGAGUUCACACUGGAGAGAGGCCCUAUGAGUGCAGUGAAUGUGGGAAAACUUACGUGACCCACUCUGGGCUGUAUCAGCACUGGAAAGUCCACACUGGAGAACGUCCCUACGAGUGCAGCCUGUGUGGGAAAACCUUCACUACCAGGUCCUACCGGAAUCGGCACCAGCAGUUCCACACUGAAGAGAGGGCUUAUGAAUGUACAGAAUGUGGGAAAGCCUUUAAACAUAGUUCUACCCUCCUUCAGCACAAGAAAGUCCACACUGGAGAAAGGCCAUAGGAGGACGGGGAUGUGGGAAAACCUUUAGCCAUGGCUGGCACCUUGUUCAACAUGAAAGGUCUCACUCCAGAAAGGAGAUUAAGGAGAGUAGCCAUUUGAAAGCUAAACAUGUCACACCCCAGCACCCACACUGGGCUGGCGCCAGGUAUGUGGGAAGUGUUCAGGAGCUGUGUUGCACUCUCACCUGCCCAGGCUGUUGGCAGUGUUGAGUCACUGCCAGUUUCUGUGACAGAAGCCAUCCCACUUCUACCACCUGGCAGGUCCCCUUGGUGUGCAUCAGUCACUGUGUGUGCUCAGGGAAGCUGACCUCUGUGUUCCCCACUUGAUAAAGGAGAGAAUCAUGAGUGGUGGAGCCCAUAAUGGGUCUUAUUCCCUCCACCUCCAACUGAUUUAGGUGUGGACAUGACCUAGUUCUGGCCAAGAGUAGCUGAGCAGUGUCUGCUGGGGGCUUCCAGGGAAGGUUAACCAUUUUCAUGGACACUGUUGACACUACAUUUGGUCCCUGUCGUGCAUUUAUCCAACCCUGGAACUGGCUCACACUGCUCUGGAAUGUCUGGUAAUAAAAGCCUUUUUGUUUAAACCACCCUUAAUCUUUGGGAUCUGUGUAUGGAAGGAUUGAGAACAAAAUUGGGCUCAUGGAUAGAGGGAACAGUUUCUGUGGGGGUCCCUGACUUUUGUCUGCCUCAGUGGGGACAGCAGGAUGGCAGAGGACAGCUCCAGUCAAGGUUGGCCUAAUUUGCACUGGUGCCUGAGACCUCCAGGGAAAGACUGAAGGGCUUUGUGGAUAAAUCUUCAGCCUGGAUGUCAGGUUUACUUGAGGAUCCAGAGCUCACCUGAAGAAUGGGGUGGUUGGCAUAAGAUCCCCGUGUGACUAGGGACAAGCACCUGGGUUCCUUGUUCCCAGGGAAUGUUCUGCAAUCUCCAGCAUUGGUCAGAAGAAGCUGUUUCCAGAAUCAGCUCAGAAGCCAUGCCCUCUGAAAUCGAGAACGUGGAGGUAAGUUCUAGACUGGCCGUAAGUCCUACAGGGGCCUGUUGGAAAGAGUAAGUGGACACAGAAGCACUGAGUGAGGUCAUGUGGAGUGGGGAGUCUGGUAAACAAGAGGGUUUGAGCUGGUUCUAAAGAGGCAUCCACAAAUGUUCCAGGAACCAUGGUUUCACAGGGUGCGGCAUGCAGAAUUUCUCAGGAAUUGCAAACCUUUUCCCUGUGUCCAAGGUCACUGUCAGCAAAUAACCUACAGGUUUCCUGGAUUCUCAGAGCCUUUCCGGGCAUGUUCACCUCAUGGCCAUCACCCUGGGACUGAAAGAAGAUCCUGUAGUCCUAGGAUGUGGCUUUUGUGAACCAGCUAGUGUUCCUGAUGUCUCUGCACACCAUGGCUUUGGCUGUUUUUGCUGCCGUUGUCCCAGGGCUCCAGGGAAUGAAGUGGUUGAAUCAACAUAUGGAUCCAGAUCUAUGUUUAAAAUUUUGGAAACUUUUUUCAAAAGGUAAAUAAA
Messenger RNA from Eubalaena glacialis (North Atlantic right whale), 2960 nucleotides. It is a transcript of the gene ZNF584, whose product is annotated as zinc finger protein 584. The record is from RefSeq and is a predicted model, not a curated record. Lineage: Eukaryota; Metazoa; Chordata; Mammalia; Artiodactyla; Balaenidae. Gene Ontology annotation, biological process: regulation of DNA-templated transcription. The transcript is spliced from 3 exons. The coding region runs from base 321 to 1469 and encodes 382 amino acids.